AUGACCCCCGAUCUCAUUCUAAAUGCUUACCGUGUUCAUGAUUUCGUCACAGAUCUCCUCAAACUGAGCCAUGGUACUUUCAUGCUUAAAGGUCCUUGGUUUACCAACAUGGAUAUGCUCCUGACCUCCGACCCAGCCAACGUUCACCACAUCUUAAGCAAGAACUUCCCCAACUAUCCCAAAGGUCCCGAGUUCCGUAAGAUCUUUGAUAUCCUUGGAGAUGGAAUCUUCAACGCCGAUCAUGAUUUAUGGGAAAUCCAUAGGAAAACAAGCAUGUCUCUACUCAAACACCCCGACUUCAACUCUCACUUGGAAGAAAAUAUCAAAAACAAGAUAGAGAAAGGGCUUCUUCCUCUCCUUGAAAUCGUCUCCAAUAAUCAACAAGAGACGGAUAUGCAGGAGAUAUUUCAGAGGUUUACUUUUGACACUAUCUGUCUAUUGCUUUUAAAUUAUGAUCCUGAAACCCUGUCUCUUCAUUUACCAUAUAAUGCAUGCGAGAAGGCCUUCACCGAAGCAGAAGAAGCUAUUUUGUGGAGGCAUUUGUUGCCGGAAAAUGUUUGGAAGUUGCAACACAGAUUCAACAUAGGCAAGGAGAAGAAAUUAAUCGAAGCUUCUAAGGCUUUUGAUGAAUUUAUAUAUAAAUGUUUGUCAAGGGAAGAAAAUGAGCUCACUGAUGUUGAAAGAGUAGAGAAGGAGGUCGGGUUGUUAAAAUACUUGAUCACUAGUUUCCAAGGUCAGACCAGGACUUCAACGAACACAAGAACGUUUUUAAAGGACACCAUACUUAAUCUGAUGAUUGCUGGAAGAGACACCACAAGCACAGGUCUUUCUUGGUUUUUCUAUCUCCUCGCCCAAAACCCUAUCACAGAGAGCAAGAUCCGAGAGGAGAUUGAGAAGCAAGUGGGAGGUUCAAAAUGGAAAUAUCCUAGUGAAAAAGAGUUGGAUGGACUGGUUUAUCUCCAUGGAGGUUUAUGUGAAGCAUUAAGGCUCUAUCCUCCAGUUGCUUUGGAGCACAAAGCACCAUCAAAGGCAGACGUACUCCCAAGUGGGCAUGCAGUUAAUGAGCAUACAUUUCAUGCAGGGCCACGAACGUGCUUGGGUAAGGAAAUGGGUUUAAUUCAGAUGAAAACGGUGGCAAGUGCAAUCAUUUUUCAUUACCGUGUGGAGUUGGUUAAGGGUCAUGAGAUUUGUCGGCCAGCUGAUUCUAUUAUACUCCAAAUGAAAUAUGGUUUGAAGUCCACAGAACUCUUUGGGAAUCCACCCUCUGCGGAUCCAUUAAAGCUCAUGCGGAUCCAGCUACAGCUCUGCGGAAUGUUGGUUUUUUAA
Messenger RNA from Lactuca virosa, 1326 nucleotides. The record is from the annotation of a GenBank genome assembly. Lineage: Eukaryota; Viridiplantae; Streptophyta; Magnoliopsida; Asterales; Asteraceae.